Molecule: messenger RNA, 1806 nt
Organism: Annulohypoxylon maeteangense
Lineage: Eukaryota; Fungi; Ascomycota; Sordariomycetes; Xylariales; Hypoxylaceae
Product: MFS gliotoxin efflux transporter glia
Exons: 5
Coding region: 133-1806 (557 amino acids)
Biological process (GO): transmembrane transport
Molecular function (GO): transmembrane transporter activity
Source: RefSeq, a predicted model, not a curated record
CUAUCGAAUGCUUCGAGUUUAAGUACUCAGUCCAGAUACUUUCUUUUUUCGCUAUAAACCUAAGUCCUCUAACUCUGGGAAUUACGAUCACACAUCUUUCACCACUACUCUAAGUCGUCAGACGGUGAGAAAAUGAGUGCAAUCCAUAAUAACACGGCCGUUGCUUCAUCGGACGAGAAACCUGAAGAAUCCGGCUUAACUCCCAGCCAUGAAGACCAGUCAGAGGAGCAUGAAUUCGCCCACAGAAACAGAGGCGUAGUUGAGGAGUACCCGAAAGGAUUGCGCCUAGUCCUGCUCGCCGGAGCUUCCAUAAUGGGCGUCUUUUUGAUAUCCUUGGACCAGACCAUCGUCGGCACAGCCGUUCCCAAGAUCACAUCCGAGUUCGGUGGCCUGAACGAUGUCUCCUGGUAUAGCGCAGCGUAUUUUAUGACAUUCGGCGGCUUCGAAGCAUCGUGGGGUAAGGGGUUCCAAUACUUCGAUAUCAAGUGGACCUUCAUCACAACCUUGGCUAUCUUCGAAAUCGGCAGUCUGAUAUGUGCUCUUGCCCCCAACUCGGUCGUUUUAAUUGUUGGCCGGGCCAUCGCUGGCGUGGGCGCCGCUGGAAUUUCGGUUGGUGGUACCAGUAUCGUUGCGUUUAGCGCUCCACCAAAGACACGACCGAUUCUCAUGGGCUUCAUUGGCCUGACAUAUGGCCUGGCUUCUGUUUUGGGACCCAUCAUUGGAGGUGCCUUCACAGAUCGCGUUACCUGGCGCUGGUGCUUUUACUUAAACUUGCCCAUCGGAGGGUUCGCCGCUGUUAUAGUCCUCUUCUUCUUCCACCUCCCAGCUGCCGCAAAACCUCCACCGGUUACUCUCAAGCACAAGUUGCUGCACCUAGAUCCCGUCGGUGUUUGCCUGACCACGGCGGCCAUCAUUUGUUUCAUCCUCGGCCUUCAGUAUGCGGGAACUACGUACCCGUGGCGGAGUAGCCAGGUCAUCGGUCUUCUUGUCGGCUUUGGGCUUCUUGUAAUUGCCCUAAUCGCUUGGUCCAUCUAUUUAGAUGAAUACGCCAUGUUGAUCCCGCGACUUUUCAAAAAGCGGGCUCUUUGGAGCGUGUGUCCUUACCAAUUCUUCUUUCUGGGCGACCUUAUCCUCCUCCUGUACUACCUCCCCAUUUAUUUCCAGUCGAUCAAAGGUACCACAGCUAUAGAAUCUGGCGUUGAUAAUCUGCCUAUUGUGAUCGCGGUCGCCAUCUUUGCUGUCGCUGGUGGUCUCUUCGUGGCCAAGACCGGCCGACCUACACCAACCAUGUUCAUCGGCGCAUUGCUUGCCACGGUUGGGUGCGGCCUCCUUUAUACCUUGGAAAUUGACACCCCGCCUGCGAAAUGGAUUGGGUAUCAGGUCCUUACCGGCGCUGCCAUCGCGUUCGCGGUCCAGAAUGGCCUCAACAUUGCACAGGCCAGCGUGAAUCCAGAAGACCUCCCAGCAGUCACGGCCAACCUCUACUUCUUCCAAACAAUCGGCGGUGCCUUUACGGUCUCUUCCGCCCAGGCUGCCUUUAUUAACCAAGCGCUUCUAAAACUGCGCACGUCGGCUCCCAGUGUCGAUGCAGCGCGAUUCAUUGAAACAGGUGCCUCUGAUCUCAGGAGAGUAUUUACGUCGACAGAGCUUUCUGGUGUCAUUACCGCAUACAUGUUCGGCCUCAAGGCAGCAUUUGCCGUCUCCAUUGCCUUUUGCGGCUGCGCAUUUCUGACUACCUUGGUCAUCCCUUGGGGCAAGCUUCCGACUCAUACAUCAGACUCGGAUAAGAGGGACGGACUGAGCUGA